AUGCACUGCAUUGGUAAGGGAGGAUCAGGAAGCAUCUACAAGGCCAAGUUGUCCUCAGGCAGCAUAGUUGUAGUGAAGAAACUCCAUUCUAUACUUGACAGCAAUGGUGAGGAGACGUCAAUGAAGGAGUUCCUCAAUGAAAUGAGAGCACUAGUAGAGAUACGACACAGAAAUAUUGUGAAACUUUUUGGGUUUUGUUCAAAUCCAAGUCACUUGUUUUGGGUCUAUGACUACCUAGAAAAUGGUAGCUUGGCUUCAAUAUUGAGCAAAGAAUCUGAAGCUCCAAAAAUGGAGUGGAGUUCAAGAGUAAGAGUUGUAAAAGGUGUGGCUCAUGCAUUGUCAUAUAUGCAUCAUGAUUGCAACCCACCGAUUGUACAUCGAGACAUAUCAAGCAACAAUAUUUUGCUCGAUGACGAAUAUGAACCUUGUGUGUCGGACUUUGGCACUGCCAAGAUUUUGAAUCCAGACUCAUCUAACUGGACUGCUCGUGCAGACACAUAUGGAUACAUAGCUCCAGUUUUGAUGGCAGAGCUUGCUUACACAAUGAAGGCAGGUAAGAAAUGUGAUGUUUACAGCUUUGGGGUGCUGGCAGUAGAGUUAUAA
Fragaria vesca subsp. vesca is the source of this 603-nucleotide messenger RNA. RefSeq names its product probable LRR receptor-like serine/threonine-protein kinase At4g08850-like. The record is from RefSeq and is a predicted model, not a curated record. Bases 1 to 603 code for a protein of 200 amino acids. The transcript has 2 exons. NCBI's taxonomy places the organism in Eukaryota, Viridiplantae, Streptophyta, Magnoliopsida, Rosales, Rosaceae.